This is a messenger RNA of Hevea brasiliensis (rubber tree), 2240 nucleotides long. RefSeq names its product protein DETOXIFICATION 48. The record is from RefSeq and is a predicted model, not a curated record. Gene Ontology annotation, molecular function: antiporter activity; xenobiotic transmembrane transporter activity. Gene Ontology annotation, biological process: xenobiotic detoxification by transmembrane export across the plasma membrane. Gene Ontology annotation, cellular component: membrane. Bases 480 to 2048 code for a protein of 522 amino acids. Lineage: Eukaryota; Viridiplantae; Streptophyta; Magnoliopsida; Malpighiales; Euphorbiaceae. The transcript is spliced from 2 exons.
UUCGUGGACCAACAAGCUGUGGCGGUAGAAAGCCUAAAAUAUCUGUCAAUCACCCAUGUCAAAGAUAAGACCUAGAGCUGCUUCUCCUCUUCGCUAAACAUAAAAGCAAGAAGAAUUUAAUAUGAAGUGAUCAACCUCAUUUUAAGAGAGAGAGAGAGACGCUAAAGAGAGGAAGCCGAAGGGAGGAGGACCCCCUCCUUCCUCCACUUCUAUCAACCUCUCAGGCAUUUUCAUUAGUAAUAGGCACGUUUUCACAGCAUUCUCUACAAAAUCUUGACACGUUUCUUGGAACCCAGCAGUAGGACCCAGUCCCUUCAAGUAUAUAUAGCCACAUCCCUCUUCCCCUCUCCCUCCAAGUAUUCAUAUUCUGAACUCCCUAAAACAAACUAGCCGCACAAAGCUUGCACUAAGAGGGUUAUAUCUUCCGGCCCCAUUAGCAUUUGUUUUUAAAAGUUCCUUCUUUUAGAUCCAUCAAACCUAUGGAUCCUUUUUCUGAUGAUGAAGAGGAACUACAUGGAUGGCCAACUCCUUCUGAGGUCUUACAAGAAAUCAAAGCCAUAGGGAAGAUUUCUGGUCCGACAGCAAUUACAGGUAUUAUUCUUUAUUCAAGAGCCAUGAUCUCCAUGCUUUUCCUUGGUUAUCUUGGGGAACUUGAGCUUGCUGGUGGCUCCCUCUCCAUCGGCUUUGCCAACAUCACUGGAUACUCUGUUAUCUCUGGAUUGGCUAUGGGAAUGGAGCCCAUUUGUGGACAAGCUUAUGGUGCGAAACAAUGGAAGCUUCUUGGCUUGACCCUUCAAAGAACUGUUCUUCUCCUGCUCUCCACCUCUAUUCCCAUCUCUUUCAUGUGGCUGAACAUGAAGAGAAUACUUUUAUGGUGUGGCCAAGACCAAGAAAUAUCUUCAAUGGCUCAUACUUUCAUUCUUUUUUCCAUCCCUGACCUCUUCUUCCUUUCUCUUCUCCACCCACUUCGCAUCUAUCUUAGGACCCAAAGCAUCACAUUACCAUUAACUUACUGUUCAGCCAUCGCUGUUCUCCUCCACGUCCCUCUAAAUUUUCUACUUGUUGUCCAUUUCAAAUUGGGUAUUGCAGGAGUGGCCAUAGCCAUGGUUUGGACUAAUCUCAAUGUCUUUCUCCUUCUCUUUUCCUUUGUCUACUUCUCUGGUGUACAUAAAGAUUCAUGGGUUUCUCCAAGCAUGGAUUGCCUCAGAGGAUGGUCAUCUUUGCUUUCUCUUGCAGUGCCAACUUGUGUUUCUGUUUGCCUUGAAUGGUGGUGGUAUGAAUUUAUGAUAAUGCUAUGUGGUCUUCUUGUUAACCCAAAAGCCACCAUAGCUUCAAUGGGAAUCCUUAUCCAGACAACCUCUUUAGUCUACGUCUUCCCAUCAUCUCUAAGCCUUGGAGUCUCAGCCAGGGUUGGGAACGAGUUAGGGGCUAACCGGCCGGCGAAAGCCCGCAUUUCCAUGAUUGUUUCUCUGGUAUGUGCACUUGCUUUAGGCCUGCUGGCGAUGCUAUUCACAAUAGUAAUGAGGCAUCAAUGGGGAAGAUUUUUCACCAGCGAUGCAGAGAUUCUGGAGCUUACUGCAGUAGCAUUGCCAAUUGCCGGACUGUGCGAGCUGGGAAAUUGCCCACAAACAACUGGUUGUGGAGUUCUAAGAGGAAGUGCUAGGCCUACCAUCGGUGCUAAUAUCAAUUUGGGUUCAUUUUACUUGGUUGGUAUGCCAGUGGCAAUCUUGAUGGGGUUUGUAGCAAAAAUGGGAUUUGCAGGGCUCUGGCUUGGGUUGCUUGCAGCUCAAGCCUCCUGUGCGAUCCUCAUGCUAUAUGUGUUAUGCAGAACAGACUGGAUAGUUCAAGCAGAGCGAGCAAGAGAGCUCACAAAAACUUCUGCAACUAAUAACACUUCAAUGUUACCAACAUCAUCAUCAAAACCAGAAUAUAUUACUAACAACAAAAAGGCUAAUCUUGAAGAGGUAUUGUGCAUUAAUGAUGAGCUUGUGAAGUCAACUUCACUUGAAACAGAUCCUCUGAUAUCUACAACAACAACUGUGCAUUGAUUAGAGUCCACUUCCCCACCAUUUUUGCCCCACUCUUGAGGAGCUGAUGUGAAAUUUUAUUUAUUAGAGUUCCUAUUCUACUUGUACUGUAGAUCAGCCUAUUCCUUUUCUUUCUUUCCUUCUUUUAAAUUCCCUACUUCUCCUUGUUGUACUAAUAACAUUGUAGAAAAAGAGUAGACAUAGUUUACAUUA